ACAUGACACAUUAGCUCCACCCCUGACAUUACUAACAUCAUCAGGAAGUUUGUUCUCACUGCGGAGAGACACACCGGCAGACAGGCGGUAAGAUUUACCUUCAUUACAAACUGCAAACUACAAACACAGGAGUUACAGGAGAAAGAACUGAAGUCGUAAAAUACUGCCACUACAACCUGUUGCUGACUGAUAAAUUUCAAAGACUCAAAGUGAAAGUAACCGAGGCAACUUUCUGCAGCAGGAAGCUUCACUCAGACACAUAAUGGCUUCCAGUUCAGAGGAGGAUCACUGCUGCCCGGUGUGUCAUGACGUCUUUAGAGAUCCUGUCGUUCUGUCAUGUAGCCACAGCUUCUGUAAAGGCUGUCUGAGCAGCUGGUGGAAAGAGAAACCAAUACGUGAGUGUCCAGUUUGUAAGAGAAGAUCUUCAAAAGAGAACCCACCUGUUAGUCUGGUGUUAAAGAGGCUGUGUGAGGCCUUCUUACAGGAGAGGGAUCAGAGAGCUUCAGAGGCUUUCUGCACUCUGCACGCUGAGAAACUCAAACUCUUCUGCCUGGACCAUCAGCAGCCAGUGUGUGUUGUCUGCAGGGAUUCAGAAAAACACAGAAAACACAGAUUCAAUCCCGUCGAUGAAGCUGCACAACGACUCAAGGAAGAACUUCAGAAAACUUUGGAGCCUUUAAAGAAGAAGUUAAAAGUUUUUGAACGAGUUAAAGUGAAGUUUCGUGAAACAGCAGAAUAUAUUAAAUCCCAGGCUCAGUGCACAGAGAGGCAGAUUACGGAUAACUUUAAGAAGCUUCAUCAGUUUCUAAUAAAGGAAGAAGAGGCCAGGAUGGCUGCACUGAGGGAGGAAGAGGAGCACAAGAGUCAGAUGAUGAAGGAGAAGAUGGAGGCUCUGAGCGGAGAGAUUGAAGCGCUUUUGGACAUAAUUAGAGCCACAGAAGAAGAGCUGAAAGCGGAAGACUUGUCGUUCCUGCAGAACUAUAAGACUGCAGUGGAAAGAGUCCAGCAGCUCCCCCUGCUGGAGGAUCCACAGCUGGGCCCAGGAGCUCUGAUAGACGAGGCCAAACACCGGGGCAACCUGGCCUUCAACAUCUGGAGCAAGAUGAAGGACAUGGUCUCCUACACUCCUGUCAUUCUGGAUCCAAACUCGGCUCACGCAGAACUCUUCCUGUCUGAUGAUCUGAGCAGCGGGAGAGCAGAAGAGAAGCAGGAGGUUCCUGACAACCCAGAGAGAUUUGUUCAUUAUUACAUCGUGCAGGGCUCUGAGGGCUUUAACUCAGGGUCUCACAGCUGGGAUGUCCAGGUUGGAGACAAUACAUUCUGGUCAGUGGGUGUGUUAGCAGAGUCUUUCAAGAGGGAGCGAGGCACAGUUCAGCCAGGAUUAUGGGAAAUGCGGUUCCAUAAGGGUGAAUACACAAUACACACUGCAUCAGGUUGGGUCAUUGUUCUCGCAGGACCGAAGAAGCUGCAGAGGAUCAGAGUGACUCUGGACUGCGACGGAGAAAAGCUGUCGUUCUCUGAUCCGGACACUAACACACACAUAUACACUCUGAGACACACUUUCACUGAGAGGCUGUUUCCAUACAUCAGCACUUUGGACACAGUCCCACUGAGGAUAUUACCACUGGAGCUCUGUGUGACAAAACAGCCCGUCUGAGAGUCGUUAGUUGAAGGGUGAUGAUAGAAAACAACUGUUGACUACAUAAGUUGAUAUGUGCCUUAUGUAAAUAUUCAGUAUACCAGUGGUGGAAUGUAAUCAACUCUUUUUCAGCAAUGGUUAAAAUCACCACGACCAAAUGUAGCAUAAUUUUAAUUUUUUGUAGAGAUUUUUAAGAUUUUGCAGUGUGCGUUUCAACAUUUUUAAUGCAGUCUUUUGUGUUAACUGUUUUUUGUGUGUGAUUUUGGGCUAUGUUUUGUGUAUUUUUAUCUGUGUUUUUCGUAAUUUUAUUGUGUUUUUUUGUUAUUGUGGUUUUAAUGUGUGUGUUCGGUGUUUUUAUGGGUUUUCUUGUUUGUUUUUAGUGUGUUUAU
Centropristis striata (black sea bass) is the source of this 2028-nucleotide messenger RNA. Its product is annotated as nuclear factor 7, ovary-like. The coding region runs from base 263 to 1657 and encodes 464 amino acids. Gene Ontology annotation, molecular function: protein binding; zinc ion binding. Lineage: Eukaryota; Metazoa; Chordata; Actinopteri; Perciformes; Serranidae. The record is from RefSeq and is a predicted model, not a curated record. The transcript has a single exon.